Messenger RNA from Acanthosepion pharaonis, 1164 nucleotides. Lineage: Eukaryota; Metazoa; Mollusca; Cephalopoda; Sepiida; Sepiidae. The record is from the annotation of a GenBank genome assembly.
AUGUCCCCGUCACUGGAACAAGAUGUUAACAUCCUUCCACUUGAUGAUAGACGAAUGUCAGUACCUAUUUCUGGUAUAAAGGAAUCAGUAGAAGCGACGGGAUUUUUCUUUUUCAUUUCCUUUCUUUCUUUCUUUUUUAUUUACUUGUUACUUUCUUUAAACAUCCUUUGUCUAUCAGUCCCGAUAUUUUUUAAUGCGAUUUUUCUUUCUUUCUUUCUUUCUUUCUUUCUUUCUUUCUUUCUUUCCCUCGAUGUUUUAAAUGUUUCUUUCUUUCUUUCUUUCUUUCUUUCUUUCUUUCGUUUUGUCUUUCUUCCCAUAUUUUAUUUCUUGUUUCUUUAUUGCUUAUUUACUUGUACAUUUUUUAAAAUUAUUCUGCGUCUAUCAUCCCGAUGUUUUUUAAUGUGCUUAUUUCUUUCUUUUCUUUUCUUUUCUUUUCUUUCUUUGUUUCUUUCUUUCUUUCUUUCUUUCUUUCUUUCUUUAAUAUUUCCUUCUUUUCUUUCUUGUUUCUUUAUUGCUUCUUUACAUUUACUUUUUUUUAUUUAUCCUUCGCCUAUCAGCGCCGAUGUUUUUUUAAUGUGCUUCUUUCUAUCUUUCUUUCUUUCUUUCUGUUUAAGGUUUUCAUUCAUCUUAUCUAUUUUCCACUUUUUUAAUUCUAUGUUUCAUGCUUUCAUUUACCAUUUUUCUGUCAUUCAUUCUGUCUUUCUUUCCUUAUUUUUUUUGGUUUACAUUUCUUUUAGCUUUUAUUCUUUCUGUAUUUUUACCAUUUUAGAUCAUCCUUUCUCUUUUUCUCUCAUUUCCUGCGUUUUUAAUUUCUUCUCAUUUCUUUUUUUCCCCUUCAUUUCUUCUGCUUCUUCAGUUUUCUUUUCUUUCUUUUUAUUGGAUUUCUUUCCUUCUCUUAUUCACUUUUCUCGUCUUUUACUGCGGCUUGUACUUUUAUUCUUCUUCUUCUUCUUCUUCUUCUUCUUCUUCUUCUACAUGUUUUUGUUCAUUAUCUAUUUCUUUCUCGUAAUCAUUUUCUUCUUCACUAUCUUUUCAUCUUCUUCAUCGUCAUCAUCAUCUUCUUCCUUUUCUUCUAAUUUUUCUUCUUCUUCAUCAUCAUCUACAUUAUCAUCAUCAUCAUUUUCAUCUUCUUCAUCUACUCCUUCUUCAUCUUAUCAUUCAUAA